Molecule: messenger RNA, 6559 nt
Organism: Pimephales promelas (fathead minnow)
Lineage: Eukaryota; Metazoa; Chordata; Actinopteri; Cypriniformes; Leuciscidae
Gene: ppip5k1a
Product: diphosphoinositol pentakisphosphate kinase 1a
Biological process (GO): inositol metabolic process; inositol phosphate biosynthetic process
Cellular component (GO): cytosol
Molecular function (GO): inositol hexakisphosphate kinase activity; 5-diphosphoinositol pentakisphosphate 1-kinase activity
Source: RefSeq, a predicted model, not a curated record
UUGCGUUCGAAGUAAAGUUAGGUUUCAUUUGCAAGUUGCAACCUGUCAAAUCCGAGGACAGCUGUGAGACCGUCAACACCGCCUAGCAUUUCACGUAGAAAGAAGAUGCUGUAUUUCAUAAGCAUGGAGACACAUGGAGAAAGAUCCCUUCUCAAAGAUCUCUGAAAAACAUCAACAUUAGGAAGAAUGAAUUUUUGUGAUCAGUCCAUCACUUCACAUCCUUCCCUUUAACUAUUUGCGUGCACUUUGGCAGGCCUCAUUCAGCCUCCCCUCCACCUCCCUAACUCACACACUCUACCGGUGACCCCAACACUGCUCCUGCAGGCUGGGUACGGAGCUGGUCUGGCCGCGUGCCCCUCCAGCUCUGCGUGUUGGCGUGAGAUGGCGCGGCAGGAAGCAGAGGGUUGCUUCCGCUGUGGACUGUAAUGUCAGAGCCCAGCAGCCCCGGCGAGAGCCAGCGCGGCGCUCCCAGAUUCUUCGUGGGCUGCGCGGAGGAUGAGAGCGAGGGCCUGGACGACUACGCCAGCAUGAGGACAGACAUGGAGCUGUACGAAGACGACCUGGAGGAUGAUUCGCCUCCAGAGCGUCAGAUCGUGGUGGGGAUUUGCUGUAUGAUGAAGAAAUCUAAGUCCAAACCCAUGACUCAGAUCUUGGAACGUCUUUGCAAGUUUGAGUACAUCACAGUGGUCAUCUUUCCAGAGGACGUCAUACUCAAUGAGCCGGUGGAAAAGUGGCCGCUCUGUGACUGCCUGAUCUCAUUUCACUCUAAAGGCUUCCCCCUGGAUAAGGCAGUGAGUUACGCAAAGCUCCGUAACCCGCUGCUCAUCAAUGAUCUUAAUAUGCAGUAUUACAUACAGGAUAGGAGGGAGGUGUAUCGUAUCCUGCAGGAGGAGGGGAUAGAUCUGCCACGCUAUGCCGUUUUAAACCGCGACCCUGACAAACCUGACGAGUGUAACCUGGUUGAGGGAGAAGACCAAGUUGAAGUUAACGGCGAAGUCUUUCUAAAACCAUUCGUAGAGAAGCCCGUUUCUGCCGAGGACCAUAAUGUGUACAUCUACUACCCAACUUCAGCUGGGGGAGGCAGCCAACGCCUCUUCAGGAAGAUUGGGAGCAGAAGUAGUGUUUACUCUCCAGAGAGCUGUGUGAGGAAAACUGGCUCCUAUAUAUAUGAAGAGUUCAUGCCAACUGAUGGAACAGAUGUGAAGGUGUACACAGUAGGGCCAGAUUAUGCUCAUGCAGAAGCUCGUAAGUCCCCUGCACUUGACGGGAAAGUUGAGCGAGACAGUGAAGGCAAAGAAAUCCGCUACCCAGUCAUGCUCACUGCCAUGGAGAAGCUUGUGGCCCGUAAAGUGUGUUUGGCAUUCAAGCAAACAGUGUGUGGAUUCGACCUCCUCCGAGCCAACGGCCACUCGUAUGUGUGUGAUGUCAACGGAUUUAGCUUUGUGAAGAAUUCCAUGAAAUACUAUGACGACUGUGCUAAGAUCCUGGGAAAUAUUGUAAUGAGGGAGCUGGCUCCUCAGUUCCAUAUCCCAUGGUCCAUACCUACAGAGGCAGAGGACAUUCCUAUUGUACCCACCACAUCAGGCACCAUGAUGGAGCUGCGCUGCGUAAUAGCUGUGAUCCGUCAUGGAGAUCGUACACCAAAGCAGAAGAUGAAGAUGGAAGUGCGGAAUCCCAUGUUUUUUGAACUUUUUGAACAAUAUGGUGGAUAUAAAACGGGCAAGCUGAAGCUAAAGAAACCCAAACAGCUCCAGGAAGUUCUGGACAUUACCAGGACACUCUUGACAGAUAUAGGACAGCAUACUGACUGUGAAGUUGAGGAGAAGAAGUCCAAGCUUGAACAACUGAAGACUGUUCUAGAAAUGUAUGGCCAUUUCUCUGGAAUCAAUAGGAAAGUGCAGCUAACCUACCUUCCUCAUGGACAACCCAAAACAUCCAGUGAGGAGGAAGAUACCCGUAAGGAGGGUGCCUCUAUACUCCUGGUGCUAAAGUGGGGAGGAGAGCUGACUCCAGCAGGCAGAGUUCAGGCUGAAGAACUCGGCAGGGCUUUCCGCUGCAUGUAUCCUGGAGGUCAAGGGGAUUAUGCUGGCUUUCCAGGCUGUGGUCUGCUCAGGUUGCACAGCACCUACCGACAUGACCUCAAGAUCUAUGCCUCGGACGAGGGCAGGGUGCAAAUGACUGCUGCUGCCUUUGCAAAGGGUCUCUUGGCACUGGAAGGGGAACUGACACCCAUCCUGGUCCAGAUGGUAAAGAGUGCAAAUAUGAAUGGCCUGCUGGAUAACGAUAUUGACUCCCUCAGCGGCUGUCAGCAGAGGGUUAAGGCCAGACUUCAUGAGAUCAUGCAGAAAGAUCAAAUCUUCACAGAAGAAGACUUUGACAGGCUGGCUCCGACAUGCAGCAGCUCUCUGGUGAACUCUAUGAAGGCUGUGGAGAAUCCAGUGAGUAUGUGUGAUCAGGUCUACACCCUUGUCCAGAGCCUCACCUCACAGAUCCGCAAAAGACUUGAAGACCCCAAAUCAGCAGAUUUACAGCUGUACCACAGCGAGACACUGGAGAUGAUGCUGCAGCGCUGGUCUAAGUUGGAAAGAGACUUCCGCAUGAAGAGCGGCCGCUAUGACAUCAGCAAGAUUCCUGACAUUUAUGACUGUGUUAAGUAUGACGUCCUGCACAACAGCUCCCUGGGCCUGGAGGACACAGGGGAACUCUUCAAGCUCUCUCGAGCUCUAGCCGACAUUGUCAUACCUCAGGAGUAUGGCAUUAAUAACGUGGAAAAGCUGGAAAUUGCAUAUGCCUACUGUCUGCCUUUAGUAAAGAAAAUUCUACUGGACCUUCAGAGAACACAUGAGGACGAGUCUGUAAACAAGCUGCAUCCUCUAUACUCACGUGGAGUGCUGUCACCAGGCAGGCAUGUCCGUACUCGGCUGUAUUUCACGAGUGAGAGUCACGUCCACUCCCUGCUUAGCAUCUUCCGUUAUGGCGGCCUAUUGGAUGAGGAGAAGGACCAGCAGUGGAAGAGAGCCAUGGAUUAUCUAAGUGCAGUGCCUGAGCUCAACUACAUGACCCAGAUCGUCAUUAUGCUCUACGAAGACAACAACAAGGACCCAUCCUCUGAAGAGCGCUUCCAUGUGGAACUGCAUUUCAGCCCUGGGGUCAAAGUAUCUGAGGAGGAGAGCGCUCCAAUGGGAUUUGGGUUCCGUCCAGCCUCUGCUGAAAAUGACCAAAAGCAAACAGACCCUGGUAGUUUGGAAAAUCUUGCCCGAGAUGAGCACGACCGUGCCUUGCCCCUUUCGGAGGCCAUCAGCACCCAGAGGAAAUCCCCUCUGAUCCGGAAUCGCAAGACUGGCUCCAUGGAGGUCCUAUCGGAAAGUUCAUCCUCUAAAGGGGGCAGCUAUCGCCUCUUCCCCUCCUGCUCACGUCAGUCUCCAGAGAUGAAGCAGAGCGGAUUAGGCUCUCAGUGCGCUGGUCUCUUCAGCACCACCGUCCUGGGGGGCUCCUCUAGUGCCCCUAACCUUCAGGACUACGCACGCACACACCGCAAAAAAUUCUCCUCAGGCAGUUUGACCUAUAAAGACGGAAUCCAAAAAAGUUUGAAGCAAAAACAUGAGUUGUUGUCUAUGCCGGCAGUAAAGCGAUUUUCUGUGUCGUUUGCAAAGCAUCCGACUAAUGAAACCCUGGAAGAGCAUCAGGUAGCCCAGCUGCUGAGGCGCUUUUCCAACGACCCCAAUAUUGGCCACCCGUUCUGUUUGGACAGUGCUUUUGCCCACCACCUCCAUCAAUGCUCCUACCAUCUCCGCCUCUUCCGCAACUGGUUAAUCUCUGGCCAGGACCCGCUAGAGUACCUCUACGGUUUUGAAGGCUGCUCCAUGGUGCCCUCCAUCUACCCCCUCGAGACCCUCCACAAUUCGCUCUCUCUAAAACAAGUCAACGAGUUCCUGACCGCCGUGUGUGAGAAUGCAGGAGAUUCCCACACCAGGACAACCAGAGCUUUCUCAGGCAUGUUUGACUCCCAGAAUCACCCCACAGGGGAAUCUUACAUGCCUCACAGAGUGCUCUGCUCCUCUGUUUCAAUGCGCCAGCGCUCUGAUCGGCCGCCCUGGUACAGCAGUGGUCCCUCAAGUACAGUGUCGAGCGCCGGCCCCUCGUCUCCCACCACGGCUGACACAUCUCCUCGCUUCAGCUUCAGUGAGAAGAUCACGCUCACCCCGCAGAGCAGCGAGGAGAUCCACCCGACCCCUCACAACAACAGCCACUGUGUCUCUUCCACAUUUGAAACCAGCCUCCCCUCUGAAGACCCCCUCCUUUCCAUACCAUCUCCCAUCCCGGAGAAACCCAGUGAAAUAGAAGUGGACGGCACAGACUCUGCUGGCCAGUGUCUGACAGAGAGCCCCUGCCGUGAUGAAGUGUCAAAUCCGGCCCCUGCGGAGCUCACUCCUCCUUGCUCUCUCUUGGCAGACGGUUCGCCGCUGACGGAGUCCUCUUGCGGGAUGCCCGGCUCCCUGCCUGUGCUUCUGGAGCUCAGAGAGAGCAGCUCAGAGGCCGGCUCCAGCGCCCAGACCCCGCUCACGCCCGACGAGCCGGAUGAGUUCUUUGAUACACAGGAAACGGUUGAUGUUUGGGGGGGGAGCCCGGAGACCCUGCCACACCCUGGGACGCCACUGGAGGUGGGAGCUCCACAUGUGCCUGAGCCGUGAAGGAAACGCUCCCCCAUAUACAUGCGUCCUUCGUCCCAUCCCAGCUUGCUCUCGCUGUAGUGCCUCAGACCUUCAUAAAGUCCCAAGCAAGUCAAAGUGGGAUUCCCCUAUGUAAUUUAAGGGAAUAAAUGGACUAAGGUGACAAUCCCUGCGAUUGUCACCUUUCGAACUUGAAGAUCAAAUGCUCCUGUUACAAAAUCUUGAUAAACUGUCCUUGUGUUUAAUUCUGUAGUGUUAUUCAGAGAUGCUUCCCGCGUAAAGCAUCACUCUAGUCCUAUGGCCAGUGAGCAAACAUAAGCUGUUAGACGCACUGAAACGUUUUUAUGUGCACAUAUUAUCUUCCUCGUCUCCAAACGACUGCAUUUUUGUUUCUUCAUUAGCUGGUCUGGAAGAUAUUUUUCAAAGGGACGUGAUAUUUGAUACUAGUUUGUGUUUGCUAAAGUACUUAGUCAAGCUUUUGAAUAAUGAACUUACACAGCUAAAUGCAUAAAAAAGGGAUAGUUCACCCAAAAAUUAUCGUUUCGUUCUAAAACCAUAAGACUGGCCCUUGACUCCAAGUUUCUGGCUCUCCAUUGGAAACUUUGAUGCCUUAAAAAGGUCAUAAAGAUGUUUUAAAAGUAAUCCAUAUGAAUGAAUCGAGUGAAUCAAGUCUUCUGAUGAAACACGAUCACUUUAUAUGAUGAACAGAUUUCGUUUAGGCAUUUAUUCACACAUAAACAUUGAUCAACACGCAUACAUAGAGCACAUCAAAUAUGUUAAACGGAAGCUCAAGCUGUAUUUUAGUGAAAUAUCGUUGGUUCAAGCACGUUUGAGCUUUCAUUUUCCAUAUUUCAAUACAUAUUGAGUACGGUAUGUAUUACUCAAUGUUAAUGUAAACAAAAGCCUAAAUUCAGUCUGUUCAUUACAUAAAAGAAAUCAUGUGUUUUUAGAAUACUUGCCAAUAUUUAUAAGAAGUGAAAUUUACUUUCAAUGAAGGGAGAUAUCUCAAGUUUAAUUAAAAAUACCUUAAUUUGUGUUCUGAGGAUUGGAACAUGAGAGUGAGAAAAUGAUGACACCAUGUUAUUAUUAUUAUUAUUUUUUUAGUGAACUAUUCCUUUAAAUUAACGCUACCAUUUUAUUACUGUUUGCCAAAGCUUGCUAUACCACUGUCAUAAUUUAUUAAAUCAUUAUAAAAUACAUAUAUAUUUAGUCUAUAUAUAUAUAUAUAUAUAUAUUUAUUGACUAAUACGCAGCUUACUUUUAACAAUGAAACUGCAAAUGAGAAAGUCUCGUUUUUUAUAUAUUUUAGUUUUUAUUUUUGUAAAACAUACAGUGCUCUCACGGUUUUGAAUAAUGAAAUAGUGGUCUUCAUUUUAACUACCUUUCUCUCGCUUCACCUUUUUGACAAAUGAAAUGCUUUUUUGUACCGUGACCCUUUGAGAUCGUGUACUGAGAUUACCAUGACACACAAAAAUGACACACUUUAAAAAAAAAGGGAGAGAGAGAGAGAGAAAGAUGCUUCUUUUCAGAAGCAUAUACUGUACUGUUUUUCUUUUGGUUUUGAUAGUGGAUGUUGUUUACUGAGCAUGCAGAAUGUGUAUGUAAAAGUAACUUGCUCUCUCUGACGUAGGACCACUGAGCUUGCAAGACCUCUAGAAUCUAGAGACGAGCAUUUCACUUCCAACCUCCAGCAGUGUCUGUGAAUUAUCCCACUCGGGUCAGAUAACAGCGAAGCACACUGAACCCACUUACAACUGUUUCUAUAAUCACUGACAUAUUAAAACUCAAACGUGUCGUACUGUUGGUGCUGUAUGCCGUCUGUGCUGUAGUAUUAAAUGCCACUUUGAUUUAGUGUUUCAAAUAAAAAUGGCAUUGUCUACAGAAAACAA